Drosophila hydei is the source of this 1007-nucleotide messenger RNA. Its product is annotated as stromal cell-derived factor 2. The transcript has 2 exons. Bases 246 to 890 code for a protein of 214 amino acids. Lineage: Eukaryota; Metazoa; Arthropoda; Insecta; Diptera; Drosophilidae. The record is from RefSeq and is a predicted model, not a curated record.
UAUGGCUUUUAAUUUUUGGAUACACGGAACGUAAUUGUUAAUAAUUGGCCACAGCUGUUCUGUUGUUCAAGGUUUUGGAGUCAGUUCAUUGAACACACCUUUAUCGUUCGCUUACCAACACUAACACAAUCUGUCAAAAUCAUUUGUUUGCGUGUGCUUAUUUUCGCCGCAAUCGGCAUUUCUAACAUUGUACAUUCUGAAUAUUAGAUUAAGUACUUAAUUGUUAACGUAAGAAAAAAGACAGGAUGCUGCACACACUGCUCUUCGUUGCUUUAGCGCUGAUUAGUUAUUUACCCAACCACAAUGCUGCACAGACCAACUAUGUGACAUGUGGCUCCAUACUGAAAUUGCUCAACUCGGAUUAUUCGUAUCGCUUACACUCGCACGAUGUUAAAUACGGUUCUGGAUCGGGACAGCAAUCGGUGACCGGUGUAGAACAAAAGGAGGAUGUGAACAGCCAUUGGAUGAUCAAGGCACAAACUAAGAAACUAUGCGAUCGUGGUGAACCCAUUGCUUGUGGAACGACAAUUCGAUUGGAACACUUGACCACAAAGAAGAAUCUGCAUUCGCAUCAUUUUUCAUCCCCACUAUCCGGCGAACAAGAGGUAUCCGCCUAUGGUGUCGACGGAGUUGGUGAUACUGGCGAUAACUGGGAAGUGAUUUGCUCCAAUAACAUCUGGAUGCGUGAUGCUCAUAUUAGAUUGCAACACGUUGAUACUGGCAUGUAUCUGGGCAUGUCGGGACGGUCGUAUGGUCGGCCAAUUUCUGGGCAAAUGGAAAUAGUGGGUCUGCACAGUCCACAACACGGUACACGUUGGACUACCUCUGAGGGCCUCUAUAUCGUGCCCAAGGACAAGGAGUCCACAGAAUAUGCUCACACGGAACUGUAGUCAGAGAUCCAUGACAAACUUUUUACUAUUAGUUGUUUAACUUAUAACUUAGCUGAAUUUAUGUGAAGCGAACCAGUUUGCUUGCAUUAAAAAGAACAAUUCAAUUUGUGCAAAAAA